UCCGGAUAAAUUAUUGACACCCAUUUUUCGCGGGCCGGUCCGAGCUCAUAUUUGCAAUACGUUUAUUCGAUUUUGCAGUUUUGCAGAAGCUAGAAAUUUGCAAUCUCAAUGGUCCAGACCCCUUCUCUGUGUACUGCAGUUGCCGCUGGCUUUUCUCACCCACAUCACAGCCUCACAGGUCUCUAUCCGAGAAUUCACCGUGCUUCCACAUCCAAUCCAGGUCCUGAUCCUCAUUCUACGCUGCUGCACCCCUUCCCCGAUACCAUUCUCAAACGAAUGCUAGUACUCACUGAAUGCUGGUAGUCAACAGCAACACCCUUUGUCUCUGGCUACACAUGAGAAGUUAAUACCCAUUUGAUGGAUAUGGAUACUAACGAUCAGCAGCCAAAGCAAGAGCGUCUGAGAACAAGAUGGACACCGUCUCUUGACAAGAUCUUUGCAGAACUAGUUGUUGAGCAGAUUCGGCUAGGAAACAGGCCAAACAAUGUCUUUGAUAAGAAAACCUGGAACUAUAUCCGCAGUGAGUUUAACAGACAAACAAACCUCGAUUUCAACAACAAUCAGUUGAGGAAACACCUUGAUGUACUCAGGACUCGUUACUACUCUUUCAAGUCAUCUGCUUCUGGUCAACAUGAUUCAUUGGCAGAUUGUUUUGAUGGUUUUGAUCUUUGGGAAGACAUAGGGGGUCAACCGAAACAAGAAACGGGUAAGAUCAAGGAAUGUCCAAUCUAUGAGGAACUGUGUUUGAUUUUUGAAGAGCCUGAUGCCGAUGGGAAGUAUGCGCAGUCAAGUCACUAUGGAGAAUUGGAAAAAUCAGCAGCAGCAGUAGUAGAUCAUUCGUCUUUAGCAGAAAACCAAAACACAUCACCUGUGACCCCAUUCCCUUUGACAUACUUCCCUGGUUCACCGCCAAAGUCCAUGGCCAAGACUGGAACAGAAAAGAAGAGAAAGCGCCCCCGUGAGGCAGUUCCAGAUUCAGGUGACAGUAGUCGGGACAGUGAGAUGAUUGACGUUAUCUCGCAAACGUUGCAAGAGAUGAUAGCUUCAUCAAAGGUGGGGUCAAUUGGUGCCCCUCCCCAAUCUGACAAAGGAUUCAGUAUAAGUAAGUGUGUUAAAGCGUUGGAUGAUAUGGAAGGCAUACACGACACACAUUACUAUUCAGCUCUUGAGUUGUUUGGGGAUCCAAAUCUGAGAGAGGCGUUUCUCUCUCUCAAUGGCAGCAUACGUCUGACAUGGUUGCAGGGGAAAUUGACUGAUUUUGCCUUUGGUUGACUGUUGAGCUGCAGUUCUACCAGACUGGUAAAAACCCUGAUUGUAGUGGCAAAUAGGAUUUUAGAAGGAAAAAAACACUUUUUGGUCCUAUGAUUUGUAGGUCAUUCUAUUUUUUAUCCAGAACUUAUUUCUUUCCACUGUUGAUGCAUGACUAUGAUAUUUUGCUCCAUUUGGUCCUCUUUGUCCGUUAUUCUAAAGAAAAUCACAACCAGAGAUGUACAAAUUGAUGGGCUAAAUGAUAGAAAGCAC
This is a messenger RNA of Cuscuta epithymum, 1521 nucleotides long. Lineage: Eukaryota; Viridiplantae; Streptophyta; Magnoliopsida; Solanales; Convolvulaceae. The record is from the annotation of a GenBank genome assembly.